Molecule: messenger RNA, 1440 nt
Organism: Dictyostelium discoideum AX4
Lineage: Eukaryota; Evosea; Eumycetozoa; Dictyosteliales; Dictyosteliaceae
Exons: 2
Coding region: 1-1440 (479 amino acids)
Source: RefSeq, a predicted model, not a curated record
AUGCAACAAAAUUUCUAUAGUAAUUAUACUAAUAACAAUUAUUAUAAUAAUUUUAAUAAUAAUUAUAAUAUAAGGAAUAACCAUUAUUUAAAUACAAAUGAUCAUUCUAAUAAACCACCAAUGCCAGAAUUUAAAAAAAAAUAUAUUCCAACAUUUUUAAAUAAAUUAAUUGGUUUACCACCAUCUCAUGAUCCAGUUAGUUUAUUAAAAUUUAAAUUAAAAGUUUUAAAGAUUUUAGUAAUAUGUUUUGGUUUUGUUGCUAUGACCACUUCCCUUUCAAUUAUUAAUUUUGAAUCAAGAUCAACAUCAUUCAAACUUGAACACCAAAAUCAAACAUAUGUACCAUCAGUUUACUUAUUUUUUGAAGUUCCAAACUAUAAAGACAUAUUCGGAUUUGAAUUUUUAAGGGAAAACGUUGCAACAGGAGCAUAUGAUGAAAUGGUUGUUCAAGGAUUAAACUUAAAUGAUACAGAAGGUUUUACAAAAUCUGGUGUAUUUCAAAAUUGUGUAGAUACACCAGAUUUCAAAGAUGGUUUCGUUAUUUUAGAUAUUUUAGAUGGUUGUUUAUAUUUAUAUGAAAAUGAACAAUUACUUAUAAAUAUUUAUAAAUAUUCAACAAAUGAUAUAGAUCCUUGGUUUAUUUCUAUAUAUAUUGAUGAUCAACCAUUCUAUUUAGACAGUACUGUUCAAAUGUCAACCUCAUUAACUAAAUCAAUUGUAACCAGCCAAAAUGGUGACACAACUGAAAAAUAUAAAUUAUCAAGAGCAAUGAGUUACCCCCAGAAAAAUGUAACAGUAGGUGAUUUAGUCUGUGAUAUAUAUUCCUAUGGCAUUUUUUUUUCAAGUCACUUUGUGUUGCAAGAAAAAACUCAAACAAACUUUUUAGUAAUAAUUUCAAUUCUUUCUAAUAUUGGUUCAUAUAUUUCAUAUUUAUUUAUUGGUUCAGAAGUUAUCUUUACUAUGAUAACAAAGUUUCUUAUUAGAGACAAAUCUGCAUGGGUGGAUGAUGAUGUAAGAGAAUGUAUAAUUUAUCAUUCAAAUCAAAUUAAUACUGAUAAUUUAUUAAGUGAAAAUGAAAAUAAAAAUGAUGAUGAUGGUGAUGAUGAUGAUGACAACAUCAAUGGUAAUAAUAAUAAUAAUAACAAUAAUAAUAAUAAUAAUAAUAAUAAUAAUAAUAAUAAUAAUAAUAAUAAUAAUAAUAAUAAUAAUAAUACUGAUGGUAAUGAUACUGAUGGUAAUGGAAAUAAUGAAGAAAGUGUAGAACAAAAUCAAGGAAUAAAUGAUGACCAAAUAGAAUUAGAGGGUGAUAAUGAAGAUGGAGAUGAAGAUGAAGACAAUCCAAUAAACCCAUUAAUUAUGAAGGAUCAACUGGAAGAAGAAGAUGAAAGAGAUGAAGAAAGAAAUAAUUACUUUAUUUUAAAAGAUAGAUCAAUAAAAUGA